AGGUGGAGGAGAUGUACAAGCAGUGUCAUGCAGCAAUUCGCAUUGAUCCCACCCCCAAGAUCAAACCAAAAGCACCCAAAAAGAGCGACAGAAAGAAACGGAAUGCAAAGAAACAAGCCAUGGAUAACAAAGGAGACACUGGCAGCGAAAAGAGACAAGCCUGGAUGGCAACAGUGAAAGAGGGGAAAGCUGAGGGGGCCAUGAUUUAACUGAACUUCGGCAUCAACAGCGGGAAAGAAUCCUGCGACCAACUGUGAUAAUUCUGCCAUUGUUGUGGCAGAUCUUGGAGCUAUUUACGCUUAUGUCUUUUGGUUAUUUUGGGAAUUGUUUGUGAAAUAAUGAUUUGGUUAAAAUUUCAUAUUAAAGCUUACAGACUUUUGGUUUCAGUGACAGAAAUGGAUUAGUAAUACUAAACCAUGGGAGUUUGUUGAAACUAAGAUGGUAAAAUAUGUUUAUAAAAUCCCACUGGUAGAAGUCUAGUCAAGUAAUUAGCAUUCUGUUGUUAAUUUUUGUUUGUCUCUGCCUAGAAGAGAAUAUGAGACUGAAGGAGCUGCUUGCAAAAAAAUAUCUAUGUGUUUAGCACAUUCAUAUAUUUUUGAUUACAGAAACAUCAAUAAAAUAUUUAUGAAUGUUUUUUUUUUACAUG
Molecule: messenger RNA, 646 nt
Organism: Penaeus vannamei (Pacific white shrimp)
Lineage: Eukaryota; Metazoa; Arthropoda; Malacostraca; Decapoda; Penaeidae
Source: RefSeq, a predicted model, not a curated record